AUGGACCUCUAUACGACCUCGUUCACGUUCCACUGCUUGCCGGCGCGCAAGGGGCGCACACCCGCCAAAGGCUCCGCUUCCCCGCCCAGCCUGCAGCAGGACGCCGCCGCCGCUGAGCGCGAUUGGGAAGCCGUCCAGAAGCUUUGCAAUGAUAUUACUAGCCGUGAGGGCUGUCUCGUUACGGUUAGCCGCGAUUCCGACCUUGAUGGCCACGACGAGCGCCCCUCAUCCCCCACUCCACCCAGCCUGUGGAACUUUCACAUUUCAGGCGCGUACCAGGCCGUAAUGAGUGCGCGUGGUGCUAUCCUCCGCGAAACGCCAAGGGACAACCGCGCGUCACUCAAGGUGCCCAGAGGUGAGAUCCUCGAGAAGCCUCUCGCCUCGGUCUCCCCACUCAAGGCCGACGUCAAGCGCCGUCUCGACAACAUUGUGAACGACUCCCGCGCCAGUAUCACCGUGCUCAAUUCGGACGCCAGCGGGACACCCGGCUAUGCUCAGGUUCUCGCCACCGCUGACCCAGAUGAGGGCACGAAGGACUCUCGCGACGCAUCGCCUCCACCAGGCGAAGAGGAGGACAAGGACGGCAGCUCCCCUCCUGCCCAGGCGCAGGCGUCGUACGGCCUUGAGACGGAGCGCAUGUGCGAGCUUGUCAUCUCUGGCACAGUUGAAAGCGUAGAGCUCGCCAAGGUCCGCCUCCUUGUCAUGAUCGACGAGCUGUCGGGCCUUCACUCGGAGGCGUGCGAUAUCGACUACAAGCUUCACGCGAUUAUUGCUGGACGCAAGCGCUGCGUCAUCCAGGGUAUCCAGGAGGAGACUGCGACCAACAUCUACUUUCCCACACCACUGGUAGGCGUUCUAAACCCACCCCAGCCGGGCUCGCAACAGGGCAUGGGCUACUCGCGCGGUAACAUGUAUGGCGCCGCCAUGUCGCCUCAAAUGACCGGCAUGAGUUACAACGGCAUGAAUAUGGGCAUGCCUGCCGUGCCUGCACCCCAUCCGCCUCAUCAACAGCACCAACACCAGCACCAGGGCCACCCACGCAACACCAAUCAGCCGGUGUACAACCCCCAGCAGCACGUGCACUACCCCUACUCGCCGCAGCCUCUGCACAUCAAUCCCCAGCAGUCGAGGGGCAUGCCGUAUACCGGUCCAGGCGUACAGCAGUGGUCAAUGCCGACGGGCCCGCAGCACACUCCUCACGGCGGGGCCCACCCCCACGGCCCGCCACCUCCGCAUGGCCAAGGCCCGAUGCAGAUGGCGCCUGGAAUGAACGGACAUGGACCCGGCUUCGGCGCACGCGGAAUGGGAACGCCGAUGGCGCAUGGUCAGCCCAUGGGUCAGCCCGUCAUGGGCAUGGGUCCCAUGGGCUACGGACAGAGCCACAUGCACUUUGGGCAGGGACCUCAUCCGGGGUUAUCGGUCCACAGCGGCGAGCAAGGCAUGCUUGGAAAAGCAAACCAGAUCUGGAUUACAGGCGAGUUCUUCGGCGUGCAGCGCGCUCGUGACAUGCUCCUUUCCGUCGCCGUGCAGAAGAGUAAGCUCGUCAUCUCACGGGACACUGCAAUCCUCCCACGCAAGCUUGACUGGUUGCUCACUGAGCGCAUCGACGACAUCCGCAACAUCAUGUGCGACAACGGCACGUACAUUCAGGUUCCCAGUGUCGGAUCGCAGGCCAGCUUGAUAACGGUUUUCGGCGACCACCGUGUCAAUAUCGAGCGCACGAUCCGGAGCGUCAUGGCUCUCGCUUGCCAAUUUUACGUUGCUUCGUUCUGGCUCCUGCCAGUGUCGUUUGACGUGCUCAUGCCUCAGGCGACGCUUAACCCACCGCAGAUGCAGCCGGUGCUCAAGCGCAUCUCUCACGCAACGGGUGCGGAGGUUGUGUUCAAGAGCAACUGCUUCGAGAUGCACGGCCUGGAGAAGGAAGUGCGCGACGCGGUCGUGCAGGUUCUAGAGCUGGACGUCAUCAAGUCGUUCCACCACGAGAUCCGCUUCCAGAUCGAGUUGGCCAAUGAGCAUCGCGAGUUCAUCAGCGGCAAGAAGAACGGUAAAAUCAACAAAAUCAUGAAAGUGUGCGGUGUGCGCAUCAAGUUUGAGACGUUCAACGACUAUAAUUUCCUCAUGGACAUUAGCGGGCAAGACAUGGCUGCACUGCAGGGCCUUACUAUGCUUCAAGAGGAGCUACCGGCCGAGGUGUCCUUCCACCGCAUCAUCGGCGUGGGUGGCAAGAAUAUCCAACGCAUCAUGAAAAUGUACGGCGUCUACGUCAAGUUCAGCAAUGCCGAGGAGUUUGCUCAACUCGGCGGGUAUCUCGACAACGAGGACAACGUGGUGGCUAGGACACCCGCCAAGAACGCGAUCGCGCUUGAGUCGCUCAAGACGGCCGUAAUGGAUCUUGUCUCGCCGAAGGACAAGGACUACACGGUGGACAGCGUGACGAUCCCACGGCGUUACCACCGCACUCUGCUGGGCGAGAAGAGCAUUUUUAUCCACGACAUCGAGCGUAAAACCAACUCCACCAUCCGCUUCCCCAACAAGGAGACAGCAAGUGACACGGUGACCAUCUUUGGCCCCGAAAGCCAAGUCCACAUUGCCGUGGCUAUGCUCCUCGACCACGUCCCCUUUGAGGCAGACCUUCAUGUUCCCCCGAACCCGGAGCUCACUCGUCUUGUUGCCAGCAAGGAGUUCGUUCUCUUCACCGAACGUAUGAAGCGCGACCACCAGAUUGCCAUUUCGCCAUCUCCAAGGUUCGGGCAGGGUGACGAGGCUGUCUUAAAGUUCCGCUGCCAGCGCAGUAGCAUUGACUUCCUCUCGACCGUGCACGACGCACUCGUCGACUUCCUCGCCGGACACGGCAUCCAGGUGUAUCCGCCGCACGCAGCGAAGCGACCAGACCCUUUUGCGGACGCCUUCACCCACUUUGACUCAAAGCUUCUACAGACGGGUAAGGAAGACCGACGUGGGGUCAAAGCCCUAUUCGACAGCGAGUACCAAGGCUUCGCGGGCCCCCUGUCCUUCCAUCGGUUCAGCUCACCACGGGCAGUCGGUGGGGAUGACUGGUACGGCGCCGCCUCCGAUGGACCAAAGCCCAAGCCUCCCAAGCCAAAGCGUACGUCCGACGUCGAGGACAAGCGUGGGCAUGCGCACAACCACUCGCAUUCUCAUGGGCCACCCCAGCACCAGCACGCACUGAGUCACGGGCACGGUCACGGCCACGGGAACCCUGCUCGGGCCGUGGGCGCGAGGACACAGAGUCUCGACAUAACGCAGCUCAACUUUGCACGCGCGCUCGGGGGACCUGCACCGAGCUUCGCGCCUGUGCCGCCGAGCCCAUCCCAGAGCCCUGGCAAUUACGAGCGGCGCUACGCCGGCACCGUUGACGGGGUGACGCAGAGUCUCGCCAACGUCCAAGUGUCCCACUCAUAG
Messenger RNA from Cutaneotrichosporon oleaginosum, 3423 nucleotides. Lineage: Eukaryota; Fungi; Basidiomycota; Tremellomycetes; Trichosporonales; Trichosporonaceae. The record is from RefSeq and is a predicted model, not a curated record.